AUGGCUAGCAGGAGAGUUUCCGUCGCGAGCGACGAUGAUUCAACCAUCAAAGUCGCGCCCAAGAGAGAACGAGGAGGCGAUAAGUUGUUAGGAAAUAUCAAAUUAAAGAAACAACCUCCGAAGCACAAUAAGCCGGGCAAUUGGAGAGAAGGAAGUAUUAUCGAUGUCGACGAGAAGAAGAAAGGAAUUGAUACACCAAGCGCGAAUUCGAUUCCAAGUCCUGGUCCUGUAGUUAAUAUGUUGGAUGAUGCCGCGCUUGAAACAUUUGCUACCGGCAGACCUCUGGAAGAUGAUCCCGAUUUACAAGUUUGUAAGCAUUGCAAGAAGAGUGUAUUGAAGACCGCAACAGUGUCGCAUGUAAAAGCAUGUUUGAAUGCGAAGAGAGUCAAACUGUUGAAGAAGAAGGAAGCGAAAGAAGCUAGGGAUAAGGUCAAAAAGAAGUUGGCAAAUAAAGAUGUCGAUGGAGAUGGAGAUACGAAAAUGGGGAGUGAUGAUGAUGACGAUGAGGAGGAGAAAGGCCCAGGUGGCUUUAAGAGUUCGAAGAAGAGCGCGGGUAAAAAUAAUGGGGAUGCGAAGGGGAAGAAGAGAAAGGCAGAUGGCGAGGGCGAAAAGGGCCCAAAACAGAAGAAGAAAAAGGAAGAGCCAAAGCCAAAGGCUCCGAAACCAAAAGGUCCAGUCGAUGUAGAACGCCAAUGUGGAGUCCUGAAAGAUGGUGUUCCUUGCGCCCGCUCCUUAACCUGCAAAUCACAUUCUAUGGGAGCCAAAAGAGCUGUUCCUGGUCGUACCUUACCUUACGAUAUGCUUCUUUCGCAGUACCAGAAGAAAAACCAAGCCAAACAACAAAAAGCAGCAAUUGACGCCAAUGCCCCUCUUGAAGACGAAGAACUUCUUAAUGGCCCUAUCGACUCUGACGAAGAACUUCUCGCCGUUCAAUCUGGUCUCGCAAAUUGGAAUCCACAACCUUUAGUCCCACCACUUAUACAAUAUCCAAUCCAGUAUCGAUACAGAGAUGAGAGACUAUGGGAACAAUUACACAAUGCUACAAAUGGAUUUACAUUGAAUAUAUGUAAGGUAGUCCAGAAAGCGACGCCGGCGAUGGAGAACGGAGAGAACGCUCUAGGAGAUGAGAUAAUGGGGGGAAUGGGAGAUGGUACGAAUGAAAAUGGAAAUGGGGACAUGGGCUUGCCGGGUAGAAGAUCGAGUGGAUUUUCGUUGCAGAGUGCUCCGCAGAGAAAACAAAGUAUGGCUGCGCGAGUUUGA
Botrytis byssoidea is the source of this 1260-nucleotide messenger RNA. RefSeq lists its product as uncharacterized. The transcript has 5 exons. The record is from RefSeq and is a predicted model, not a curated record. Bases 1 to 1260 code for a protein of 419 amino acids. Gene Ontology annotation, biological process: regulation of transcription by RNA polymerase II; RITS complex assembly; regulatory ncRNA-mediated heterochromatin formation. Gene Ontology annotation, cellular component: SAGA complex. NCBI's taxonomy places the organism in Eukaryota, Fungi, Ascomycota, Leotiomycetes, Helotiales, Sclerotiniaceae.